Zingiber officinale is the source of this 1443-nucleotide messenger RNA. Its product is annotated as protein SRC2 homolog. The transcript has a single exon. The coding region runs from base 104 to 1204 and encodes 366 amino acids. NCBI's taxonomy places the organism in Eukaryota, Viridiplantae, Streptophyta, Magnoliopsida, Zingiberales, Zingiberaceae. The record is from RefSeq and is a predicted model, not a curated record. Gene Ontology annotation, biological process: defense response.
UAAACGUCGUGGAGCAACCUCGCCGUCUGUUUAUUCGCCCACCGAAUCGCUCCCGAUUCCAUCGCUUCUCGUACCUUUUUCGUUCAGUCUCCCCCGCGAAUCAAUGGAGUCUCCACGGCGCCACCCUCGGCCUCCGUCGGCAGCGGCGAGGCCGCUCGACCUUGAGGUCACCGUCGUCUCAGCCAAGCACCUCAAGAACGUCAACUGGCGUAACGGCGAUCUGAAACCCUACGUCGUCGCCUACCUUGAUUCCGAUCGCCGUGCCGCCACCAAGCCCGACGACGCCGGAUCCACCCGCCCCGUCUGGAACGAGCGCCUUGCCCUCCCCCUCCCUCUUCCUUCUUCAGAAACCCUCCUGUUCCUCAACCUCGACGUCUUCCACUCCAAGCCCUCGGAGACCCCCAAACCCCUCGUGGGCACCACCAGAUCUCCUCUCACGGGGCUUCUCGACGCUGAGGCCUUCGCCGCCUACGCUUCUGGAGGCGGCGGCAGCAGCAGCGGGGCCUCCCUGAUCCGAACCCUCGAACUCCGUCGCCCCUCUGGCCGCCCCCAGGGCAAGAUCCGGAUCAGGGUGGCCUUGCGAGAGCGCCCCAGUCCCCCACCUGAACCAACCGAUCCCACUCACCACUUUCCUCAGCCACCUCCUUCCAGCUAUUUUUACUCCUCCAACGCUCCUCCCUUGCCUUCUCCUCCGCUGCCUCAUACUCAGCCUCACUCGGCUAGAGAUUAUCGAACCUUCUCGGCCCCGCCUUCUUCUCUCCCUCCUUACGGCCACCCUCCGCCUCCGCCCCAGUCCCACUCUUACCCUUCGCAAUAUCCCUACGGGAGCUACUCCGAUUCCUACUCCUCUGGAUACUAUUCCCCUGCUGCCUCCGCCUACUAUUCUGCGCCACCAGCUCCCGCCCCAGCUCCUGUCCCUGCCCCUGCCUCAUCCCCAGCCCAUCAGUAUUAUGACCGGGCAUCUGGUUAUGGUGACCCAUCAGCACCUGCGGGCUACUCGACCGGGUAUUCUUCUUAUGACAAUAAACCAAAAGGAGGCAGAGCAGGACUGGCGACAGGAAUAGCAGUUGGGGCGGUGGCUGGAGCAUUAGGCGGGUUGGCGCUGGAGGAAGGGCUUAAACAUGAGGAAGAAAAGAUCGCCGAGAGAGUAGAGAAUGACUUCUCGGCCAGGGAUGAUUACAGUGACUAUCGUGCUGACUACUAAUCACUUCUCACUUCAAUUUACAUCUUCUGUUUAUAUCACAAAGCAUACUGCUGCAAGAGGCCAAGAUGAAUAAAUUAUGCCUGGUUUGAUUUCUCUUUCCAAUAUGCAUAUGUUGUCUCUGAGAUCAAUUUCUAUGGAUAAUAGCUGAAAUUGUGUUAUUAUGAAACUUAACCUUUUCAUGCUGAAUGGAGCUUGUGACAGCAUGCUCGUCUAAUCUCUUAUAUUCAGUCUUGUGUUGA